AUGUCGUCAAAUAUACGUUCCUAUUCCAAUCCAAUCUAUGAUAUCAUCGAUCAAUCGAAUUUAUCCUUCUCUCGACCAUUGAUAAUCGAUAUUGAACCCACAUGCUCUUAUUCCAAUACCAAUACAACGCAGAUCCCUCUUCUGCUUUUAGCGAAUUGCUUGCCGCCUCCUUCGUCUUUGAAUCAACAUAAUUAUGUCAAUCAGCGCAUUGGUGGUGACGAACGAAAUUUCGAUCCGUUAUAUGCCAAACCGAGAAAACGUUGUGUAACAUUACAAGAUGAUCCGGUGAUAAUUCCACCCAAAACAAGUCGAUUCUCAUUGAACUCAAUUCAACCUGAACGAGCACAACUUGUCAGCACGACAUUACCAGUGGCAACUGUCCUUUCAUCACUGGAGCCAAUCGAUGAGAUUGAUCAAUUUAUAGCACGAGAGAUCGAUCGUGUCGAACGUGUGAAACUACGACGACGACAAACAAAGUCAACUACGACAACGAUUGUUAAGCCAAUCGAAAAACCUCCACCAGCAUUUAGUAAUCCAAAUUAUAUCGAGAUUCCCAUAUUAAAUGAUGAGAAAGAGAAAAAUCUAUCCACAUCUAUUCUCGUUUAG
Molecule: messenger RNA, 606 nt
Organism: Adineta ricciae
Lineage: Eukaryota; Metazoa; Rotifera; Eurotatoria; Adinetida; Adinetidae
Source: the annotation of a GenBank genome assembly